This is a messenger RNA of Carassius auratus (goldfish), 863 nucleotides long. Its product is annotated as mast cell protease 1A-like. The transcript has 5 exons. NCBI's taxonomy places the organism in Eukaryota, Metazoa, Chordata, Actinopteri, Cypriniformes, Cyprinidae. Bases 32 to 796 code for a protein of 254 amino acids. Gene Ontology annotation, molecular function: serine-type endopeptidase activity. The record is from RefSeq and is a predicted model, not a curated record. Gene Ontology annotation, biological process: proteolysis.
AGUGUUUCGCCAGCAAGAGCUCACUGUCUUCAUGAUGAUCAUGAUCUCUCUGCUCCUGCUGGCCUCUCUGCUGCCACACCUGACCUUCACCGCUCGUGUGAAUGUGGGUAUAGUGAAUGGCACAGAAGCAAAACCCCACUCCAGACCUUACAUGGUUUCUCUUCAGAAGUACAAGAAACAUAUCUGUGGUGGAUUCCUCAUCUCUGAUGAGUUUGUCUUGACUGCUGCACAUUGCUGGAAAGGAUAUCCAGAGAUUCUGACGGUUGUGGUUGGUGCUCAUGACUUCAGGAAGAGUGAGGAUUCAUACCGUGUCGAAGUGAAGUCUUACAUCUCACAUCCACACUAUACAUUCUGUUCACUUCAGAAUGACAUCAUGCUUUUGAGGCUACAUGAAAAGGUCAAACUAAACAACAAUGUUACCUGGAUAUCAUUACCGAAAGAAUGUGAAGAUGUCAAGAUGAAUACUCUCUGUAGUGUUGCGGGUUGGGGAAGACUGUGGAUGAAAGGCCCAUCAACUGAUCGUCUAAUGGAGGCAAACACAACUACAAUAAAAAACAAAGUGUGUAAAUGUAAAUGGGGAUCCGAUUUCCAAGCCUCGCAGAUGAUCUGUGCACAUGGUGAUGGAGGGUCCUGCAUAGGAGAUUCAGGAGGUCCCUUGGUUUGUGGAAACACUGCAGUUGGUGUGACAUCUUUUGUGGACAUUAAAGGCUGUAAUUCACCUGAGCGUCCUAAUGUGUAUACUAAGAUUUCAGCAUAUCUUCCAUGGAUCCACCAAAUCAUAAGAAAUAUUAAGUGAAUUAAUUAAAAAAAUGUAAAAUUUAAAAGUUAUGUUUUUCUUGAAUUCUGCUGUAAAUCUUUCAAUA